This is a messenger RNA of Schistosoma guineensis, 2255 nucleotides long. NCBI's taxonomy places the organism in Eukaryota, Metazoa, Platyhelminthes, Trematoda, Strigeidida, Schistosomatidae. The record is from the annotation of a GenBank genome assembly.
UGAAAAAACAUUGCCACAACCUUUUUAUCUUAAUUUUCGGCGUUUAGCGUUAUCCAUGUAUCUGCUUGCACAUCCACAAUUACAUAAAAGUUUUGUAGAAACCGCCAAAAUAGAUUUAGUAAACUUCCUGAAUGAAUACGAAUGGUGUUAUGGGUGUGAAAACUUAGUCUACAAUGUGCAUUCGUUACAGCACCUCCCUGACGACGUUCGUGCACAUGGACCUUUAGAUAGUUUUUCAGCCUUUCCAUUCGAGUCUUAUAUGAGAAAAAUUAAGGAUUCCGUGCGUAGUGGGUUUGCAGUAGCUAAGCAAGCAGCACAGCGUUAUGCUGAGAGAAUGUCCUUCAGCGAUAGGCUUCAAAUUAGUGGUUUAACAAAUACUACCGCAAUAGGCCAUAAAGAUGUCUCCAGUAAACAAGUAAUUAUGUGUAACAACAGUAAAAUAACUUCAUGCCAGCCUGAUAAUGUAGUAGUAGUUAACGGCCAGCCAGGUUUAGUCACUGAUAUAAAGGAGGAUGGACUACUAAAAUUUAGGACUUUCACUGACCCACGCAAUUACUUUGAAGAUCCUUUCCCAUCUAGUGAUAUUGGAAUCUUUAUGUGCUCCGUAGUUAGCCACGAAUACUCCUGGGUAUCGGUUCAGGACAUUGAUUGUAAAUGUAUAGCCAUAAAUUGUAUCAAUUAUAUAGUUGUAAUCCCAUUGUUGCAUACUUUAUUGUAAAUGCAUUUUGUUUCAUUAGUGUUUAAGUAAUGAUGAUAAAUCAUUUACUUACGUCUUUUUUUCUUUUUAGCCAACUAACAAGAAAUACGUUAUUGUUGACGUCCUACAGGAAAAACAACUUAUGAUAGCAUCAAAGAACUGGAUAGUUGGCAAUGACCUUUGCGUUCUUCCGAACGAGCUGGUCGAUAUACACCUGCAGAAGUGCGACCAACCGAAUGAAAAUUGGUCGCUUAUGAAAUGUAAAGUGAUUCACGAAUUAGAUUCUCUGCAGUCAGCAAAAGACCUGUUAGCUGCCCUACAGGUACUGGAAUGUCGAAGGAAAAACACCUCUACGGAUGAAAACACUUUGCCACUGAACACUGAGAAGCCAAAGAGAGGUUUAAUGAAGCGUAAAGAAGAUUUUCUUUACAAUUCAGUUGACAUGGAUGUGGCUGAAAUGCAGGCUGGGAAUAGCCGCGUACAAUAUCCAAAAUUCCGUGUUUUCAACAAAGUGAUAUCGCCAAUCGCCAAUUCAACACAAUUAGAGAUAUCACCAUCCACAUCGCAAUGUAAGCCUGUUGGUGGCACUGUAUUGGACCAAUUGUAUACGGUGGUGCUGAAGAUGUCGUCAGCUAUCACUGACUUGACUCAAACGAUUAACAACAUGUCGUCCGCCAUUACGAACUUGAAUGUUAAUGUUAACCAAUUGCUUUCAAAGUCUAAUGAGCGCGAAAGACCGCAUGAAUUCGAUUGCGGACUGUCAAGUCAGGAGUUCCCUUUGUCAUCUGAAGAGGAACUACAGAUGCUAGACACUGGUUUGUCGCAGAAAGAAACCAGGGACAGAUUUAUGGCAAUGGUCACUAGGUUAUCAGGUGACGAUCCAAAAACGUCCAUGCGUUUUAUUCUGUCGCAUCUGCUGACACCGGAGGUUGCCAGUAAAUUCACGUUACUUGGCACCUCUUCUAAACGAGCACUACAUAAAUGCACGUUUUACAGCUGCAUACGAAGUAACGUAUAUCUAUUACUUAAACUUCAGGUGCCUUAACUCAUCGUUUUUUGUCAUCCUCUGUAAAUGAGAAAGACCUUGGUAAGCUAUACGACAUAGCGACACAAGGUUACUUUCACGACCUCCGAGACAAGAUGAUAAAACGAAAUAGAAGAAAAGAAAAUCAGGUAGGUACUAAUUUAAAGUGAUAACCUCCCUACGGCUCUAUAGUUACAGUCAACAAUACUGACGAACAUAACCGUAAGUUCAGCUUCAAGUAUUUGGUUGUGCAAAAGCAUGUCAUUGAGAUAUGGUUGUGACUAUUUUUUUGUUUUUUUUUAAAAUUCAGAAUUCACAGGACGACUACCCCAAUUGUGAUUAGUCCGUGCAAUUGCUUUGAUGUUGUACCUCCAUUUCAAUAAACAUUAUUCUUUCAAACAGCUUACUGUUUUACCUACAUGGGAAACUGUUGAAGUGUUGAGAAUGGGUGUUUGAGUUUAAGUGAACUAUUGAUUAAAUGCACAUUUCUUAUGAAUACAUUAUAACCUGUUCGUUUUUUUUCAGAUAAUUUCA